AUGGAGAACAAGGGUACUCAAGCAAAGCAAGACGAGAAGAUCAAUGUCCUUCACCAAAGCAUGAGCAAGCUGGAAAGACAAAUGGGGCAACUAGCUCAUGAGUUGAGCCAAAGGAAGCAAGGAGUGUUUCCAAGCCAAGUGGUCAACAAUCCAAGGCAUGAAGCCAAAGCCAUCACUAUUUUGAGAAGUGGAAGGCAAGUUGAGAAUCAUGUGUACAUUCCUACUAGUGAAGAAGUUGUAACUCUGAGAGAGCCACCGGGUUUUGAAAGGAGAUCAAAGCAUGAGCAAGUUGUGUUGGACUACAAUGAAGAACAAGGUGAGGUCUUGAAGAACAACUCAAAUUCCAAGGCCAACCAUGAAAAAGAAGUGUCCAAUGAUCAUCCAAUCGAGAGACCAUUCCAAAGAGGUAUCACUUUUAAUCCUCCUUUGAAGAUUGUGCAAGAAGAAGAAGUGUCUCUCCCUUACCCUCAAGCUUUAUGGCAACAAGAGAAAAAACUCAAGAAAGAGAGCCAAUUGAGGGAGAUGAUUGAUUUGUUCAAGAAGGUUCAUAUAAACAUUCCACUCCUUGAAGCCGUGAAGACAAUCCCAUCUUAUGCUAAGUUAUUGAAGGAGAUGUGCAUGAAGAAGAAGAAGUUCAAAGAACAUGAGCAAGUGGCUCUUUGUGAAGAAGUGAGUGCUAUCAUUCAAAGAAAGCUUCCACCAAAGCUCAAAGAUCUGGGAAGCUUCACUAUUCCAAGCAAGAUUGGAGAAACUACUUUUGACAAGUGCUUGAUGGAUCUUGGGGCAAAUAGAAGUGUGAGGUAUCCUAGAGGUAUAUUGGAGAAUGUGCUUGUCAAUGUAGCAAAGUUUGUGAUAUCGAUGGAUUUUAUAGUCUUAGACAUGGAGGAAGCCCCCAUGGUUGGCAAUGAGCUUCCUAUCAUCUUUGGGAGAGCUUUCAUGGCCACCACCGGUGUCAAGAUCAAUGUGAAGAAAGGCACCAUGAGCAUGAAGGUGCAUGGAGACAAAAUCAAGUUCCAAAUAUUUCCUCCACUUCAAAUUUCGGAUGACAUGAAUGAAUGCUACUUUUUGGGUUACUAUGGAGAGGCAAGAGUAAGGGGAGAUGAGAAAAGUAAGAAAGAAGCUUGCGCACCCUUUUCGGUCUUACCAUGUUCACAAGGCUUUGAGUCACUCCUCACCCCUAUUAAGAAGAAGAAACAAAUUGGAGGAUUGCUCAAAGGAGCACUUGUUGACAUGGGAGCUUGA
This is a messenger RNA of Rosa chinensis, 1242 nucleotides long. RefSeq lists its product as uncharacterized. The coding region runs from base 1 to 1242 and encodes 413 amino acids. The record is from RefSeq and is a predicted model, not a curated record. Lineage: Eukaryota; Viridiplantae; Streptophyta; Magnoliopsida; Rosales; Rosaceae. The transcript has 2 exons.